AUGAUUGCCCUUAUCUCAUUUGGAAUUCUGGCUAUCUUAGGAGUAACCAUUGGUCUCCUUGUUCACUUUUUGGCAAUUGAAAGGACCCACCAUUACCAAGGUACCUUUCAUGUCUCUGGUGUCUCAGACAGUUAUGCAUGUGGGAAAAGAGCUUCACAGGAAAGCGAAGCUCUGAUUAAAAAAAUAGAGGACCUGAUAUCCGAUACAUUUCAUAAUUCUAGCAUAUCCAGAGAGUAUAUUCGCUCACAAGUCAUCAGUCUAUCUGCUGAGACCAAUGGUGUAAUGGCUAAAAUCUGGCUGGCGUUUAAGUUUGUUCUUGCUAAGAGGAAUUAUAUGAGGAGAAAAAUUGAAAGUAUCUUACAUCAGAUGCUAGAGGACAACAAAAAUUCCUUGACCACCAACCCCUCUUCUCUUAAGAUUAUGGAAAUCAGUGAAGAUGGUGCUGAAAACCUUUUCAUCAACUGUUGUGGGAGACGACCAAGAUUGUUGUCAGAUGACCUAAUCACAGGAAACUACAGAAUUGUAAAUGGAAAGCCUUCUAAAGAAGGAGAAUGGCCAUGGCAAGCCAGUCUAAAAAUGAAUGGUGAACACGUUUGUGGGGCAUCCUUGAUCAGCAAUAAGUGGCUGGUGUCUGCAGCUCAUUGUUUUGCAAUGAAGAAUGACACCAAAAUUUGGACUGUUACUUUUGGAAAUAUGGUAAAUCGUCCCUAUGCGAAACGAAAUGUUAAAACCAUCAUUGUUCAUGAAGAUUAUCAGUCUCAGAUGGUUACUAAUGACAUUGCUUUGGUGCAACUUGCUGAAGAAGUCACUUUCACAAGCAACAUUCGUGCCAUUUGUCUUCCUGAAGCUACACAGAAUAUUUCAGCAGGUGACUUGGCCGUUGUUACAGGAUGGGGAGCACUUUCUAUGGGUGGACCUCGGCCAGUGAUACUUCAACAAACCACUGUGCUAAUCAUUAAUACAGAUACCUGCAAUGCCCCACAUGCAUAUUCUGGAAGGAUUAAAAAUUCCAUGCUUUGUGCAGGAUAUAUGGAUGGAAAAACUGAUGCCUGUCAGAAUGACUCUGGUGGACCAUUAGCUUCACGUACUAGAGGUAUCUGGUACCUCAUUGGAAUAGUGAGCUGGGGAGAUGGAUGUGGUAAAGUCAACAAGCCAGGUGUCUAUACUAAACUGACUUUCUACCGGGACUGGAUUGGUAACAAAACUGGCAUCUAA
Molecule: messenger RNA, 1215 nt
Organism: Dromiciops gliroides (monito del monte)
Lineage: Eukaryota; Metazoa; Chordata; Mammalia; Microbiotheria; Microbiotheriidae
Product: transmembrane protease serine 11B-like
Exons: 9
Coding region: 1-1215 (404 amino acids)
Biological process (GO): proteolysis
Molecular function (GO): serine-type endopeptidase activity
Source: RefSeq, a predicted model, not a curated record